AUUACAAGUAGACAAGAACAGUCAUUUCACAACUCUAUAAAUUACUGGAGAUGACGCAUUUAUUCCGAUAAAUUAACACGUCAUGGAUUUGUGGCGCUGAGAUAUACUGAGAAAAUCAAACAGAUGGCAGGAAAUACUUGUGUUGCUGCUAUUGACUGUGUUGCAGCUGAAGAGAGUCAGUAUCGGAGCAGAAACAGGUUGCCGGUGUGUGUGUGCCACUUGGAAUGUAAAGGAUGUCUGUAAUUGUUGCCAAAGACAAGGGGGUGACUGUGGUCACCAUAACGGCUAACAGUAAGAGCGUGUUUCCACCACUAUGCCAAAUCCUGGGGGCUUUCUGCUGCAGUCCAGUGUGUUGCUCAGUGUACAAGGGGCUGAUGAAGACCUGUGUUACAGCAGUUCUUGGGACUAUACAGAUCAUGGUGGGCCUGAUGAUCAUUACACUGGCUUCAGGACAACUGUUCACUAAUCCUCUGGAUGUGAAUAGCUUAGGUGCUGCUUACUGGCUGGGUGCUGUGUUCACCGCGGUUGGAAUCAUGUCCAUUUUGGCCGGACACGUCCCUUCUCCCUGCUUGGUGGGCUUCACCGUGUUUAUGAACAUUGUUGGUGCAAUCUUUGCCAUUGUUGGCAUUACUCUGUAUGCCAUAGACCUUGACCAACACUAUAAGGCCCAGUUGUACUGGUACGACCCGUAUGAUUCUAGUAGUUUUGUGACCCAGCGUCUAUUGAGUUACAUUGACGCUGUGAUAAUCACCCUGGCUGCUCUACAGCUGUCUGUCAGCUUUACCUUUGUUGUUCUGGGCAUCAAAGCUUUAAUCAACUGGAAGAAGGAAGAGCAGGGUGACGAAGAUGUUGAGGAACUGAAGCAAGUCCUCUUGAGCAGUCCUGGUGCUUAAAAUCAUUUCAACCAAACACAUGGAUGCACAAAUAUGAAGAAGCAGCACGUCAUUGUAAUCAUUUCUUGUAUUAGGAGAAAAUAACCCAAAAGCACAUUAUAUUACAAACAUUUUGUGUUACCAGUGUGGGUUUAAAAAUUGCUUUGGUGUAGAGCUGCAAUGAUUAGUCGAUUGGUCGAUCGGUCGAUCGUCAGAAAGUUAAUCGGCAAUAUUUGCUGGUUGCUGCUCCUAGAUGUGAGGAUUUGAAGCUUUUAUGUGUCAUACAUGAUAGAAAACUGAAUAUCUUUAGAUUUUGGACUGAUGAUCAGACAAAACAAGACAUUUGAAGAUAUGUCACCUUCGGGCUCUAAGAAAUUCUAAAUUUUAUAGACAAAACAAUUAACUGAGAAAAUAAUCGGUAGAUUAAUCGAUAAAUGAAAUAAUUGUAAAUUGCAGCUCUACUCCAGUGACUUUUACAGUGUGAUUGCAAGUGUUUUAUGUAUUUUUCUAUCAGCUUGUAAGUGAUGUUUUAUGGUUAACUUCCAUGAAUAAAGAUU
This is a messenger RNA of Thunnus maccoyii (southern bluefin tuna), 1429 nucleotides long. RefSeq lists its product as uncharacterized. The record is from RefSeq and is a predicted model, not a curated record. The coding region runs from base 234 to 893 and encodes 219 amino acids. Lineage: Eukaryota; Metazoa; Chordata; Actinopteri; Scombriformes; Scombridae. The transcript is spliced from 7 exons. Gene Ontology annotation, cellular component: membrane.